Molecule: messenger RNA, 972 nt
Organism: Lodderomyces beijingensis
Lineage: Eukaryota; Fungi; Ascomycota; Pichiomycetes; Serinales; Debaryomycetaceae
Source: the annotation of a GenBank genome assembly
AUGCAAUUCUUGGCUACUUCACUCCUCUUGUUCCUUGCUUCGUUCGCUAUUGCUAAAAACAUCAUCUUGACCAACGAUGACGGUUGGGCAGCUACCAACGUCAGAGCUACUUACUACAAGUUGAAAGCAGCUGGUCACAAUGUCUUUUUGAUUGCCCCCGUUUCUCAAAGAUCGGGUUGGUCAGGAAAAUUCGACAUUCCAACUUCAAAGACCCUUCAAACCAACGGUGAGUUCAGCUACCCAGCUGCUGGUGCUCCAUCCUGGGGCCACGAAGCCAACGAUGACCACAUCUGGUACUUUAACGGUACCCCAGCUUCAUCGGUUGCUUUUGGUUUGCAAUACGUUCUCCCCGAAAAAUUCAACAACAUCUCCAUCGACUUGGUUGUCUCUGGUCCAAAUGAAGGUUUGAACCUUGCUGGUUUGUUCACCUUGUCCGGUACUAUUGCUGCUACUUACAACUCCGUUUACAGAAACUACCCUGCUGUUGCCUUUAGUGGAUCAAACGGAAACAACUCUUUUUUCAAGGACAGCUUGGACUUAAAUGACCCAAAGAACCCAUCAACCAUCUACGCCAACUUGAUCACCAACUUUGUCCAAGAAUUGUUCAAGACUCAAGGCUCCAAUCCAAGAGCCUUGCCAUUGGGUGUUGGUUUGAACGUCAACCUUCCAAAGGUCGGUUACGAAGACGAGUCAUGCACCAACCCUAAGUGGGUCUACACUAGAAUCACCGGCCAAGAUGCUGCCACCGCCGACUUGGUCUACAACAAGACCUCCGACUCCUUUGUCUGGGCACAAAAGAGCUACCAAGCUUUGACCGCCUGCAACAACGGUGACUGCUCGUUGCCAUCUGAAGAGUUUAUUCUCGAACACACCAAAUGCCAAAGCUCAGUCUCCGCCUUCUCCAUCGAUUUCGAUGCCAACUUGGGCUUGACCAACGCUGUCCAUGGUUUGAUCGGGGGCCUUUUCAAAUAA